Molecule: messenger RNA, 1151 nt
Organism: Diabrotica balteata
Lineage: Eukaryota; Metazoa; Arthropoda; Insecta; Coleoptera; Chrysomelidae
Source: the annotation of a GenBank genome assembly
CAUAAAGCCACUAUUUAUAACGAUUACAUUUAAGUGAGAUAUAGUUAUUUGAUAUUUUCGAUUCGAUGGAAAUGUUGUGGGGAAUAUUUUUUGCUAUUAGUUUUUAUUUGUUGGGUACAAUAAAAGCCCAGACUACAUCUGGAGUGUUAAACGGACAGUAUUACCUAUGUCUUCCAACAGGAACAACUUGUCCUACAAGUGGCAGCGGUACUAUAGACCCUAGAAUUGUAACACCUACAGGAACAGUAGCUGCCACUUGUCCUGCUGGAACUACACCAUGCUUUGGUACAAAUACAGCUUGCGGAACUAGAUUUAUUACGCCGAAUAUGACUGGUAACGGAGCUGCCAGCUAUGGAGCAUAUCCGUGGCAGGCGUAUCUUAGGAAUACGACCAAUGCAUUUGCGGGCAGUGGUGUUCUUGUAAGCCCUUACUAUGUAAUAACUGCUGCACACAAAGUCUACUUAAAUGUAAAUACUCCAACGGCGGUGACAGUACUAAUGGGUGUAUAUAAUCCGGCAAGUCUCGUCAAUGUGCAAAGUAGUACAGUCGCAAGAAUUGUUGUUCAUCCACAAUUCGUAGCUGCUACCUUAAUUAAUGAUAUAGCAGUAUUGCAGUUAACGCAGCCAAUUGUAUUAGGCAUAUAUGCUAAUAUUAACACUGCUUGCUUACCGGCAGCUGGAACGUCUUAUGUAGGACAAUCAUGUGUUGUUAGCGGAUGGGGUCAAACAGCUUUUACUACUUUUGAUGCCCCUACUAACCCACAGAAACAAGCAUUUGUAACUAUUACUAACUACGCUACCUGCAGGGCCUCCUAUGCUGCAGCAAAUUUAUUGGGUACUAAUGUAGAUACCUAUUUGGAUCAAAACGGAGAAAUUUGUGCAGGAGGUGUAAGCAUGCUGGACGCUUGCACGCAAGAUGGUGGAUCCCCACUUGUAUGUCCCAGUACAACAGGAGUUUACAGUAUAGCUGGAUUAGUAAUAUGGGGCAAAAAUUGUGGACAGCCUGGAGUAUAUGGAGUAUAUGUUAGUGUUCCUUUUUAUGCGACAUGGAUUCAGGGACAAAUGACGACAACAGCUGGUUAAUUUUACUUUUCUCGUUUGUUAUUGAUUUAAGUUAUUUGUUAAUUAUAUAGUUAUUAAAUGAGAACUGAA